Ectocarpus sp. CCAP 1310/34 is the source of this 373-nucleotide messenger RNA. Lineage: Eukaryota; Phaeophyceae; Ectocarpales; Ectocarpaceae. The record is from the annotation of a GenBank genome assembly.
AUGGUUAGUGUGGAGAACACCUUCAUAAAGGUUGAAACUCCUCAACGUCUCUGGAGGACGAAACACUCUUUUCCACACUGGCGUCGACAAGAUAUGUCAGAUGUCUACUUUUGGUUGCAAAAGACACGGGUUCAAAACCCGAUGCUCACCUAAUUUUCUUCCGGAGUACGGAAAAAGAAAAACGGUGGGUGGGCCAAGAAACAAUGUACUACUGUCUUCGAACUCGAAACUUCUGGCAAUGCGUGGCGGAAGUGGUGUACCCGCAAACACGCACAGAAGAUUGUUGGAAAAAAGGUUCUACUCGCCGCCAGCCGGUCGGGUUCCGGUUACCCCAAAAAGACUUCCCUUGCCUAGCAAACAAGAAGAAGCCUCG